Molecule: messenger RNA, 924 nt
Organism: Torulaspora delbrueckii
Lineage: Eukaryota; Fungi; Ascomycota; Saccharomycetes; Saccharomycetales; Saccharomycetaceae
Gene: CWC27
Product: putative peptidylprolyl isomerase CWC27
Exons: 1
Coding region: 1-924 (307 amino acids)
Biological process (GO): protein peptidyl-prolyl isomerization
Molecular function (GO): peptidyl-prolyl cis-trans isomerase activity
Source: RefSeq, a predicted model, not a curated record
AUGUCAGAACCUCAGACCAGUGCCAAAGUGGUGAUAUACACGACUAAAGGCCGCAUUGAUAUAGAGUUAUGGGCCAAGGAAAAGCCUUCUCACGCGAGGAGAUUCUUGGAAGCCUGCCAUGGAGGGUCAUUGAUCGAUCAAUCACUGUGUCAACUUUCAAAGAACCGGGAUUGUAUCAUGAUGUCAAAGCUUUCGAGCACAGAGAAGCUUCCGAGUGAACACAACGGCAGAAUACGAUUCAGUAAAGCAGGAAUGCUCGGCUGGGAUUGUCGUUACCAAAGAUGGUUCAUCACCUUGAGUGUCUUUGCAGAUAACGAUGACGAGAGAAUUGCACUGGGUAAAUUGGUCGAUAACUCUAUUUACUCCUUGAGAAGAAUAGUCGAUGAGAGUGAGCUGGACUCUGAGAAUUGCUUGAAGUACCCCGCUACUAUUUGCAAGGUCGAAGUGACGAUUCCUUUCUUUAGCGAUCUACAGCAAGCGGCUGUGAAUCACAAGGCUUCGGUGAGCAAGAAGGAGCCUUCUGUGAAAGCAGCGAAAGUCAGAAUACGUUAUAACUACGAUGAAGAUGAUGAAGAUGAUGAAGGCUCUAUUCCUGCAAAAAGGAUGAAGAUAAAGUUGCCAGCAAUUAUAGCGGAACCCAGACUAGAGGAAUAUCAUCAACACAAUCCCGAAGAAGAGAUAAAAGAGGGCGACAGGGCUGAAGACAGCGAUGAGGUUGAGGAAGAAGACAAGGAAGAGCAUGAUGUUAAGGAAGAGUAUGGGAAUAUCCAGAUGGAAAUUAUCGACACCGGAAGCCAGACAAGUGGUAAAAGGAACCUGGAUAGUCGAGAACAAGAGACGCUACGAAUGCUCGCAUUAUUCGAAGAGAGGAUGAAAGGUAAAACCAUCAUCAACAGACCUUCGGAUGUCAAACGUAAGCCGUAA